Molecule: messenger RNA, 477 nt
Organism: Microthlaspi erraticum
Lineage: Eukaryota; Viridiplantae; Streptophyta; Magnoliopsida; Brassicales; Brassicaceae
Source: the annotation of a GenBank genome assembly
AUGAAGUUCCUCUGUUUCUUCACUCUGCUUUUGGUAUCACAGUCUAUUGCGUUGACAGAGAAAAAGGAGAUUGAAUGUGAAAUGUGCUUAGAAUGUGAGAAUCCAUGUGAUCAGCCACCACCUCCAUCUCCUUCGCCGCCUCCACCGCCGCUAGAGAUAUUCUGUCCUCCACCGCUUUCCCCACCUAUGCCACCACCACCGCCGCCGCUAGAGAUUUUCUGUCCGCCGCCACCUUCUCCACCACCGCCUUCUCCUUCUCCUCCACCCCCACCUCCUUCACCACCACCACCGUGUACUCACUGCCAAGUACCGCUUCCUCCGCCAUUGCCGCCGGUUUGCAAUGAAUGCGUUCCCAACAGGCCAAAACCGCCGAUCAUCAUCACUGCCGCAGAAGCGUCACCAGAGGUUUCUGCUACAAUAAACGUCGUAAUCGCUCUUGCCUUUCUCGUUUUCUCUUUGCUUCAAUCAAUCAGCUAG